ACGGUACCUAGGUAGACGCUCCUUACCUCGCAAUGGGCGCCGCCGCAAUUGGCAGUCCUUGCCGGUAACUGGCAGCCAUGAAACUCGCUGAGGUAUAUUGUCAAGCAGCCCCGCGAGCCUUGAUCUAGUCAAAUUUAUGUGGGGGCGCCGCGACGGCGUCGUGCAUUUCGGCAGCGCAAAGGUGAAUUUUUUUGGCGCGCAAACGAGUAUUAGAUACAUUGCCCGACGCGCCGCGAGGCAUUGGUCCAGCCCGAGGCUUAGCACAAAAAUUUCUCCUGGGGCAUUGGCAGUGUGCGCGGUCUUGGGCGCUUCUCGCGUUUCGCUCACAAUACCGCCACUCGACGUCAAAGAAAUAAAGAGAAGUGAGAACGCACGGACGUGUUGCGUCGAGAACGAUGGUAUUUUUGGUGAUGUACCUAUCUCAUUCGUCAUACUCCUUCACAAUCUGUUCGAUUGUGGGUUUUCAUGACAUAUCGGAUCGAGAUGUUAGCGCGACGAGUUUUAUCUAUGGAACACGACACAAUCGACGAUCAAUGUUGAACAAUGCGUGAGCAUGGUUACAGACUAAUCGCGAAUUGUGGGGUAUCCACACCGAUUUGUGCCUUUGGAGGUCCUAUCGACAUCAACAUGUAGGAGUGGGUCCAUUUUGUUUGAGGGAUGCGUUUCAGGGUCCCAAGACGAAUUGAUACUACUUGGCAGAUCGUCGGUACGAUUGCAUCGUGUUGGAAGUACAUAUCGAUUAUGGGUAGAAAUGGCCCAUCGUCCUUGAACAUGAUGCCCCUGGCCAAAAUAUAAAUGAUGGAGCGCCCCGGGGUCCCAGAGUGACGCUCCAUGCCUGACCUAGACGUCGGUAGAUUACUAUUUUCGGAAGUAGUAGUUGUGAUGAGCUCAUGUUGUCGAUGGGGUUUUAGUCACAUUGUGGGGCUGCAACUACUGGUUCCAUGAUUUAGUUGGGUUUAAUAGGUCUGCGAUCCCAAGUUCUCUGCUUGUCACAGCACGAAUUGAGGUCGGCGCCGACUCUUACAGGUCCUCGAAGUCGAGACUACUCAGGGGUGUGUUCGACAUGGUGUUACAUGACAUGGGACACCUAGCAUGAUUUAGCUGGGAUCAGUAGGUGAUUCGCGCAAAGUCUACUGCUUGACACUUGAUGGUUAGAGGUCACGGCCUCAAAUUACAGGUCCUCGAAGUCGAGACUUUCGAGGGUGCUUUAGACCUAGUUCCUGAGGUUUCUAUC
Molecule: messenger RNA, 1234 nt
Organism: Pelagomonas calceolata
Lineage: Eukaryota; Pelagophyceae; Pelagomonadales; Pelagomonadaceae
Source: the annotation of a GenBank genome assembly